Messenger RNA from Xyrauchen texanus (razorback sucker), 2649 nucleotides. It is a transcript of the gene depdc5, whose product is annotated as DEP domain containing 5, GATOR1 subcomplex subunit. Gene Ontology annotation, biological process: positive regulation of autophagy; intracellular signal transduction; negative regulation of TORC1 signaling. Gene Ontology annotation, molecular function: GTPase activator activity. The record is from RefSeq and is a predicted model, not a curated record. NCBI's taxonomy places the organism in Eukaryota, Metazoa, Chordata, Actinopteri, Cypriniformes, Catostomidae. Gene Ontology annotation, cellular component: lysosomal membrane; GATOR1 complex.
AUGAAGGCAAAGAAGUCCUACAAGCAUGUCGUGCACAAGAAGGGCUUUGGGGGUAGUAAUGAUGAGUUGAUGAUGAAUCCGGUUAAACUGGGGGAUGUCGUUGAGACUGCACAUCCAAAUGCUGAAUAAAAUCCUCUCCUGUUGCAGGUACAAAGUUUGAAAGUUCAGCUUUGUGUUGAAAUCAAUAAACUAUCAGGGUAGAUCAGACAGGCCUUCAAGCUGCAUGCCUACCAGGAUGUCAUCAUCAACAUUGUGGAUCCUAGGGAUGUGACUCUGGAUCUGGUGGAGCUCACCUUCAAAGAUCAGUACAUUGGACAAGAAGACAUGUGGAGACUGAAGAAGUGUUUAGUAAGCACAUGUGCAUAUGUCACAUAAAAAGUAGAGUGAGCAGGCAUCAGGGCCCAGGCCAGUGAAUUGUGCGUUAAAGGAGAGCAGGUCACUUGUGGCUACAUUAGUGAAGAUACAAUGUUGGUGUUUCGGUCCACAUGAUGUGAGAUGUGGGACUUUGAUAUUACAGGUGAUCUUUACAUUGAGAAAGCUGUCAAUGGUUUCCUUUCUGAUCUGUUUGCCAAAUGGUAAGAGAAAAACUGCAGCAAUGAGGUCACAGUAGUGUUGUUUUCUCGUACCUUUUACACCACCAAAUCACUGAGUGACUUCACGUUUCUUCCAGUGGGUGGAGCCAGGCGAGUGGCGGACGGUGAGAGUCACUGGGAUGUGUAUGGGAAGAGAAUGGCAGUGAGGCGGGAUGGCCUCUCUGGCAGUGCGGACUGGUCUCUUUUGGAUGGAUUUAUCCGCUUCUUGGAAGGCCUGAACAGGAUUCGUUGCCUGCAUCGAUCUGAUUGAAUUAUUUGUAAAGGACCUACCAUAAAAUGAUUGCAUGUGUCAGGAACCCUCUCAUCUUACACUCCAGAGCCUAUAGUGCCCCAAGUGGGGGAAAAAGGCAACUCUGCCCUCACUGCACUCCUGGAGCUCGACCAGACUCAGAAGACUGUAGAAGAGCAGCAGCUUGCUGCCCAGCAGGCCGGGAAAGCAUGUGGCCCUUACAGUGAAGCUGCCAACGUUACCCUGGCAACCACCUAUGUCGAUAGCCCUCUUAAGCUGCCAGCUGAACUGUCUCCAGCCAAUACCAUUGAAGGUGGGUUGACGGACAAAGGAGGCAACUGCUCUCUGUUCAGAGAUGAAGUGCAUUCAGGCUCCAUUUCAUAGAGGCUCUCCUCAUCAUCCACACCGAUGGAGAUCCUGGAAGCCAUUAAGCAUCCCAUCACUGGAGUGCAGCUUCUACCAGAGCAGAGGGGCCUGACACCCAACUGCUUUGUCAGUGCUGAGGUCGUACACUGGCUUGUCAGCACUGAGGAGAAUGUGGCCAGACAAGGCAUUGCUGUAAUAAUCAUGCAGAAGAUGCUGCAUGAAGGUCUAAUCACUCAUGCCUCUGGUGAUGCCAUGCAGACGUUUGUCUAUGGGUUCUACCCUUACCGGAUUGUCGAAAAAGACAGUGUGAAGGGUCUAUCUACUCUGCCCCCAGCUGGAGCCAAUGUGUGGUCUGUAGCAGCUUUGGAGGACUUCACCCUUUUCCAAAUGAAGUGGUUUGAGGUGGCCUUUGUUCUGGAGGAACGUUGGCCCUGUGACUUACCUGCCUUCCUGCUGCCUCAAGCAAGCAGGCAUAGCUCCUUCAGCCGCAGCUUCGGAAGACACAGCCGGCUCUGCAUUAUAGCAGCAUGCCACACAUCCUCCCUAAUAGCUGCCACAGUUCCAGAGCAGAAAACAGUCACCUUGGACGUUGAUGUAAACAAUUGCAGUGAUCGGACGGAAUGGUGCAGUUGCUAUUUCCAUGGCAGCUUCUCCCUCAAUGCUGCCUUUGACAUUAAGCAGCAGUGGAAGGCUGUCAUUGCAGCCGUACUCUUUGAAAUGGUGCAAGGCUGGCAAAGGAAGGCAGCAUCUUGUGGCUUCCUGUUGGUACCUGUGUUGGAGGUGGCCUUCACUCUGCCAUCAUACCUGUAUGGUGACCCUCUGCAUGCCCAGUUGUUUAUACCUCUCAACAUCCAGUGCCUGCUAAAGGAGGGCAGUGAUAACAUCUUCGAGGGUUUUUAAACAGAGUCAUAAUGGAACAGAAUGCAGCUGUUUCAGGUGGCCAUACUCUAUAGAUUUGGCUUCAUUCAAGACAAACUCUCAGCAUCGGCUUAAUCAGAAAACAAACCUCAGUAUAUCCAUUUAACAGGUACCGUUUUUCUUCAGCUGCUUUACUCAAAAAGGAAAUACUCAAGUGGACAGCGACGGCGCCGUAACUCCACCACCUCAGCCAAUAAGAGCUUGUGUGGCUCUGAGGAGUGGGUGGGUUAAAAUUGGGCCUACAACACCAUGCUGGCUAAAGCCUGGAGGACCGGCAUGCAGGACGAGAAACUGGCCAACCACCUACUGCAAGAUUUUACAGACUUUUGUACCGACAAGGAUAAUCGACUGGUGACCUUCUGGAAAAGUUGUGUGGAGAAAAUUAACGCCAGUGCCCCUUGAGAAAAGACAUUGGAGGAAGUAGAUACUAUUUCAAAGAAGAGCUAAUGUACUGCUGCUGCCAUCUAAUCAGUAAGAUAAAUAAAGGAAACAGCCUCAUCAUCAAACACUCAAAUGGAUGAGUCACAUGUUUACAGAGUGUCA